This is a messenger RNA of Alosa sapidissima (American shad), 569 nucleotides long. RefSeq names its product SPT4 homolog, DSIF elongation factor subunit (gene supt4h1). NCBI's taxonomy places the organism in Eukaryota, Metazoa, Chordata, Actinopteri, Clupeiformes, Clupeidae. The coding region runs from base 16 to 390 and encodes 124 amino acids. The transcript is spliced from 5 exons. Gene Ontology annotation, molecular function: RNA polymerase II complex binding; zinc ion binding. Gene Ontology annotation, biological process: positive regulation of DNA-templated transcription, elongation; regulation of transcription elongation by RNA polymerase II; mRNA processing. Gene Ontology annotation, cellular component: DSIF complex; nucleus. The record is from RefSeq and is a predicted model, not a curated record.
UGUCGCAUCUUGGUGAUGUCAUUAUUGAUUGACUGCGGAAAGCAGUGUUGUGGGUCUGUGUCAUGGUCUGUGUUGACUUUGUGCCUUUUGUGCUCUCUUGUGAAGACAAUAGAUCAAUUUGAAUACGAUGGCUGUGACAAUUGCGAAUCGUAUUUACAAAUGAAAGGAAAUCGUGAGAUGGUUUAUGAGUGCACGAGUUCGUCGUUUGAUGGCGUGGUGGCUAUGAUGAGUCCAGAGGAUAGCUGGGUUGCCAAAUGGCAGCGAAUAAGUAACUUUAAGCCAGGAGUUUAUGCAGUAACAGUCACAGGCCGGUUGCCCCCAGGAGUGGUAAGAGAGCUGAAAAGCAGAGGAGUGAUCUACAAGUCCAGAGACACAUCUGUGAAGACAUAAACAACUCCAUAAAUUGUAUAAUGUAGCUUGACUGGGACCUGAAUUGCCAUGCUUUUUUUUUUAAAUCAUUUUAAUAUUAUGAGUGAUUUUUUUGUGAGAAUGGAAUGAAUGUAUUGUAUAGUUAAUUGAAGUGUUGAUGUAAGACCAAAAGGGCCAGGUAAAUAAAGAUACCAACGUAA